CGUCGCAGCCGCGGCGGGGGAGAGAAAGGCGACCUGCGCGCUCGCCUGGCUGCCUGUGCCCCUGGCUCGCUCGGCCAUCGUCCAGGGCUCCCGCAAGCUCCCGCGGCCGGCCAGACAAGGGACAGAAGACAGCUCUGGCCCAGCAUGGGAGAAGAGAUCCCGCAGCUGCAAGAAAGGCCGUAUUUGGAGCAGCUUCGGGGCAUCAGAGGGCUGGAUUAUUCUUCCUUGCAUAUGUGCAGGUCCAGGAGAAGCAUGAAGCGGGACGAGAGCAAGGAAACCUACAAACUGCCCCACCGACUGAUAGAGAAGAAGAGGCGAGACCGGAUUAACGAGUGUAUCGCCCAGUUGAAGGACUUACUACCGGAACACCUGAAAUUGACAACAUUAGGGCAUCUGGAGAAAGCUGUAGUUCUGGAAUUAACUCUGAAACACCUAAAAACUUUAACGGCCUUAACAGAACAGCAGCAUCAGAAAAUAAUUGCUCUACAGAACGGAGAAAGGUCUCUGAGGUCUCCUCCACAGUCAGACCUGGACGCUUUCCAUUCGGGAUUCCAAACCUGCACCAAAGAAGUCUUGCACUACCUCUCCAGAUUUGAGAGCUGGACUGCGCGGGAGCAGCGGUGUGCCCAGCUCAUCAGCCACCUGCACUCGGUUUGCACGCGAUUCCUCCCCAGCUCUCCGUUCUUGAUCCCAAACCUUUGCGGGAACAAAGGAACAUGCCCUCCCCGCUCGGCUUCGCCUGUGGGGCAGCACCAGCACCCCGCCGGUGGCGGCGGGGGCCUGAAGCAGGAGAUCCAGCCAAACUGUGUGCCUGUCAUCCAGAGGACGCGGAACUGGAACAGCCACCCUGCCCCCCACCUGCCCCCCAGUGGCAUGGAGCUGGCCGGGGAGAACGACACCGACACGGACAGCGGCUAUGGCGGGGAAUGCGAGGGGAAGCCGGAGGGCCAGAAGAGCCAGGCUGGCUCGAUUGUCAAGCAGGAGCCCUCUGGGGACAGGGAUGAGCGCCCUCCCCGCCUCUUCCCCUGCAAGGCAGCUGGGCAAAACGCAGACACGGAUCGCCUUUCUCCAAAGCCACCUUUGCAGCCCGGCUGGGAGAAGCCUGUGUAA
Molecule: messenger RNA, 1110 nt
Organism: Python bivittatus (Burmese python)
Lineage: Eukaryota; Metazoa; Chordata; Lepidosauria; Squamata; Pythonidae
Source: RefSeq, a predicted model, not a curated record